AUGGCUCCUCACCCUCUAGCAAUCCUCUCCGAAGCGGAGACUAACCUUGCGCGCGAUGUCGUCAUUGCAGAGCAUCCCAACACGGUCAUUGACUUCCGUGAGAUCUACUUGUUGGAACCUCCCAAGGACCAGCUGCGCGAGUUCCUUGCUCUUGAGCACGCUGGUCGUCUGAGCCCAACCACCCCUCGACCUCCUCGCCUCGCUACUUGCCAAUAUGAUGUGAUUGGAGCCGACCGCAUCCCCUCCUUUCAUGAAUCCGUUGUCGACGUGGUCGCCCGCAAGCGUGUCAAGCACCACAUUGUCGGAAAGCAACAUCAUGCUUCGAUUACUAUGAGCGAGUUCGAGAACCUCGUUGAGCGAUGUUUUACCUCACCCUUAUUCAAGAAAGCCCUGGAAGAUUUCGACCUGCCGCCGGGAUUUGAGGUCACAAUCGAGCCAUGGCCCUAUGGUGGCUUGGACGACACUGAUGAGAAUCGGCGGUACUUCCAGGGUCUCUGUUUUGCUACCGACAAGAGCAAGAAUAACCCGGAUGCGAACUUCUACUCCUAUCCUCUGCCAUUGAUCCCUGUGAUGGAUGCGCAUACCCAAGAAAUCAUUCGAGUGGAUCGUCCGGCUACCGGCGGCAAGGGAGAUGGCUUGACCGAGCAAACCUUCAAGCGUGACAUUAUCGGGCACUGCAAGGCUUCCGACUACGUGCCGGAGCUUCUGCCAGACGGCACUCGGCGGGAUUUGAAGCCCCUGAACGUAGUGCAGCCUGAGGGCCCGUCUUUUCGCAUCACAAACGAGUCCUUGGUCGAGUGGCAGAAGUGGAGUUUCCGUGUUGGUUUUAAUCCUCGCGAGGGCGCGACUAUUCACGAUGUCUGGUACGAUGGCCGUAGCGUGAUGCACCGACUGUCAAUCAGCGAGAUGACUGUUCCCUAUGCAGACCCUCGUCCUCCCUUCCACCGCAAACAGGCUUUCGACUUUGGCGAUGGUGGUGGCGGUAACAUGGCCAACAACCUUUCCAUUGGCUGUGACUGCCUGGGUGUCAUCAAAUACUUUGAUGCCAUCGUUACAGGACCAGACGGCAGUGCGAAGAAAUUGCCCAAUGCCAUCUGCCUGCAUGAACAGGACAACGGUAUCGGUUGGAAGCACUCCAACUGGAGGACAGGCCGUGCUGUGGUCACCCGCAACCGCGAACUGGUCGUGCAAUUCAUCAUUACGCUGGCAAACUACGAGUACAUCUUCGCCUACAAGUUCGAUCAAUCUGGCGGCAUUACAGUCGAGUCCCGCGCGACAGGCAUUCUGAACGUCGUCAACAUCGACCCGGGCAAGGUCAGCGAUUACGGUAACGUAGUUAGCGGAGGUGUCUUGGCCCAGAACCAUCAGCACAUCUUCUGUGUCCGUAUGGACCCCGCAAUUGAUGGACCAAAUAAUUCCGUCGUGGUCGAGGAAUCUCAUCCAGUACCCAUGAACGAUGUCACCAACCCAAAGGGUAAUUUCUACAAGGUCACUCAACAGACGCUUGAGCGGGCGUGCUACCUCGACGCGGCUCCGGAACUGAACCGUACCAUCAAGAUGAUCAAUCCUCAUAAGAAGAACCCCAUCAGUGGUCACCCUGUCGGUUACAAGUUCAUUCCGCUGGCGACCCAACUGUUACUGGCGGAUCCCAACUCCGUCCAAGCCAAGCGAGCGCAGUUUGCACAGCACCACGUGUGGGUGACAAAGCAUCGCGAUGGUGAGCUGUAUGCGGGAGGUCGAUACACGCUUCAGAGCCAGCAGGAGGUGGAUGGAGUGGCCGACGCUGUCAAACGGGGCGAAUCUGUAGUGGAUACUGAUGUUGUGGUCUGGAGUACUUUUGGUAUCACGCACAAUCCUCGUGUCGAGGAUUGGCCAGUCAUGCCUGUCGAGAUAUUCCAACUGAUGAUUAAGCCGGCGGAUUUCUUCACGGCCAAUCCCUCUCUGGAUGUGCCCUCGAGCAGGAACGCGGCGUCGAGAGUCGUACAAAAGGAAUGUUGUCGUGACGCUCAGCUGUGA
Molecule: messenger RNA, 2016 nt
Organism: Aspergillus lentulus
Lineage: Eukaryota; Fungi; Ascomycota; Eurotiomycetes; Eurotiales; Aspergillaceae
Source: RefSeq, a predicted model, not a curated record